Messenger RNA from Helobdella robusta, 495 nucleotides. RefSeq lists its product as hypothetical. Lineage: Eukaryota; Metazoa; Annelida; Clitellata; Rhynchobdellida; Glossiphoniidae. The record is from RefSeq and is a predicted model, not a curated record. The transcript is spliced from 2 exons. The coding region runs from base 1 to 495 and encodes 164 amino acids.
AUGACUAAGAUUGGCUUGAAACCUGAGGAUAUCCAAGCAAAUGUACAAGGAACAAUUAACGAAGUAAUGAAAACAUUUAGAGAAUUCAAGGAUAAUGAUAUUGCAGAAGCACUGCGUGUGCAGGAGAAGAUUAAAAAAAGCACACAAGAACUUGAAAAAGAAGGGAGAAGAAAUAAUAUCAUUAUAUACAGGAGAUUUAUGCCGAGACGUGGUCAAGAAAGCGGCAGUAAAGAACAGUUCAGAAAAUUUUGGGUAAUAGAAGUACGUGGCAAGAGGAAGACCAAGGGAGAUGAAAUCCAUAAGACUAAAAAAACGGCUUUAAAAGAUAAAGCUGGACAAAAAGUUAACCAAACCUACACAAAAUAUAAAAUAAAUCAAAAGCUAGAAAAAAAAUUUAAAAUAUUGUACACCAAUGCGGAUAGCUUAAUGAAUAAAAGGACAAAAUUAGAAAUGUUGAUCGACUGUCAAACCAGCAGUCCAAACGUCCAAACUUGA